Molecule: messenger RNA, 813 nt
Organism: Oppiella nova
Lineage: Eukaryota; Metazoa; Arthropoda; Arachnida; Sarcoptiformes; Oppiidae
Source: the annotation of a GenBank genome assembly
UUGGCUUUAAAUGCCAACGAUUACCCAAUCGAUGACUACUUGGCGGUGAAAAACUCGCGUAACUUCACGGGGAAAGUGGUGUUAGUGACCGGAAGUAGUUCAGGCAUAGGGGAAGGUGUUGUCAAACUGUUCUCCAUAUUGGGGGCCAAAGUGGUGGUCACCGGUAGGAAAGAGGCUGAUGUCCAUAAAGUGGCUCAAGAGGUGCAACAGUUAUCACCCGACAAACUGAAGCCGUUAGAAGUGACGGCAGAUCUGACGAAAAGGGAAGACGUCGAGAGACUUAUCAAUGAAACCAUCAAAACGUUUGGACAGUUGGAUGUGUUGGUCAACAACGCCGGGAUAUACCCCACAUCAGACAUUCACGACAAGAAUAUCACCGAUGAGUUUGAUUUGGUGUUUAACAUCGACUUAAGGGCUGUCGUGCAGACCAUUCACACGGCUGUCCCAUACCUCGAGAAGACUAACGGCACUAUUAUUGAUAUGUCCAGUGUUUCCGCAUUUUUAGCGGGCAAAUCACAACUGACAUACUGUUCAGCGAAAGCGGCGCUAAAUAUGUUGACAGAGGUAUUGGCCCUCGAGUUGGGACCCAAAGGGGUUCGCGUUAAUACAGUCAGUCCGGCCGUAACAGAAGUGGACGGUAUACCUAAGACAUGGAUAGAGUUAGUGAGACAGUUGGCACCCCUUAGACGAGUGGGUGAACCCCUGGAUAUCGCCAAAGCCGUGGUAUUCCUGGCCUCGACUGACGCCCAAUACAUAACCGGCGAGAAUCUGGUGGUCGACGGCGGACAACACUUUUUGGGAAACCCUUUAUAA